This is a messenger RNA of Gallus gallus (chicken), 2508 nucleotides long. It is a transcript of the gene UMAD1, whose product is annotated as UBAP1-MVB12-associated (UMA) domain containing 1. The coding region runs from base 749 to 1174 and encodes 141 amino acids. The transcript is spliced from 4 exons. The record is from RefSeq and is a predicted model, not a curated record. NCBI's taxonomy places the organism in Eukaryota, Metazoa, Chordata, Aves, Galliformes, Phasianidae.
CUUUCUCGCCGCCCGCCAAUCGGCUCGGCGCUUUCCUAUGACGUCACGGGAGCGCGCCGAGGCGGGGGGGGGGGGCCGCGGUGUCGCCUCAGGGAGCCGGAAGCGACGAGCGGCGGCGGCGGGCUGGUGGGUGACCGAGGGCUGAAGUGGGGGACGCGGCGAUGGUGGGGGGAGAAGGUCGAGCUCUGGGAAAGCCGGCAGGGAAGCUUUGGGGUUCUUUGUCCUCCCGCUGGCCUGCCCGCCGCGGCCCGAGCCCUACCAGUUCUUGGCGAUGUCCGCGCUGUCGCCUGACCCCUCUCCUUUUCUCCCCUCCCGUGCCGGCAGCCCUCCGCUCGCUUUGCAGGCAGUGUGCGCGCCGCUUGCUUGUCCCGCUGCCCUGCCCCGGCGCUGCGCAAUCCCACCGCUUUUUCUUGCCCCGGGGAACAGCAGUCCUGCGUGCUGAGCGGCGCCGGCUGACUGACUGACUGACUGACUGAACGACUGACUGACUGACGCGAGGCAGAGUUGGCGCCGUGGCGGGGUGUGCUCCGUGAACGUCUCCGGUGUGCGGAACGUCCUUCUAAUUUCCUUUCCCAAACCGCUGUCCUUAAGCGGAGGCCGUCCUCAGCGCUGUCAUCUCCUCAGGGUCGCUCUGCUGCUCACCUCUCGGCGGUUGGUUUGCCAGAGAUCCUUGUCACGUCAGCAUCUCUUCAGAGCCGUAAAGGAUGUCCCCUGAAGGUAACAAGGUAGAAGAAGAGAAAAAGAGACUAUGUUCAGCUUCUUCCGAAAAGGUCAAGAUUCAAAGAAAAUUACAGUGCAAGAGAGAGAAGCAGAUGGAUUUGUUAUUGUGGGUGACACAGCUGAUGACCAAAAUAGAGAGACAAAGGACAAAACUUCAUUUCCCGAGACCAGACCGAUAUACAACCAGCCUCCACAGAUAAAUACAGGGCACCGGUCGGAGUUGACUCUAUCGAGAGCAGAGGUGGGAAAUGAAAGGAGCCCAAAUUUGGAAAGCAGCCCUUUCAUGUCAGAUCUUCUAAGCGACGUACCCUUUGCCCUGGCACCACACGUGUUAGCAGUACAGGGCACCCAUAAUGAUGUUCCUGACCGACUGCUCACCUACAACAUCAAUGACAAUUUAUCAAGAUUUUGGUACGACUUUACGCUUGAAAAUUCUGUCCUUUGUGAGCCGUAAUGUUUUCUUGAUCUUUCAUGUGUGUCAAGGAAAAAGUCUGAAUGUGAAGAUAAAGAUUUAUUUUGAACAGCUUAAUAUUUUGGGGGCCUACCACUGAUACCGGAUCCAUUGGAUCAAAAGGAUUGUUAUUCAGUGCUGUGUUAUAUUCCUUAGAUUUAAGUGGGCUGUAACUUACUACGUUAAGUGUUCUGUUUAUCUGCAAAGAAAUCAAGCAAAACUGUUUCAGCCAAUGCUGGCUGUUGGUAUCUGCUUCCCAUAGGUAGGCUGCAGGCACAAACAUUUCAUAAAGAUGAAGUCUGAGCAUAACUGCUCUGUUUUGGUUUUCAUUCUGGUAAUAAACACGCAGAUCCUGUUAUACGUGUUUCUUUAGAUCACCUUUGAUUUUCUGCAGAUAGAAGCCAGUGUUAAUAGCAAAGCAGUGCUUCUCUGUACUACUGGACAGAGAGUUUUCCAGGCGGUAAGUUUUAAAACUCAGACUUAAUUCUGAGUAUUGGAAUAAUUUGGAGUACUUAAUACUAUCGAUUACCACUUUGAAGGUGACCGUGGUAUUUCUAUGCUCUCAUUUUAUGCCACUUGUGUUGCCCGGAGAAGUCCUAUAAGGCUGCCUGUUGGCUGCUGUUUGUUCUCACUACCACAUGUGUUCCUGAUUUAUAUACGGAUCAGCUUUUCCAUUUUAACCUCUUUGCCCCCUAAAGAAGGAAAUCUCAGGACACGUACUUUUAAUGGUCACACCCUCCUUUUUUUAAUUUGUGUGCCAGAGAUACAGAUGGCAAUGUUUAACAACAGGAAAACAUUACAUUGUUUCUUAUCCAGCUAAAUUAGAUGUCUAAGUACCUAAACAUGCUUUCUCACAGACCACUGUGUCCCUUGCUCACAAGCUUCCAGCGUGUUUUUUCCAACUGAAACCAGAGUUGCUGUUGUAUGAGCAGCAGCUCUCUGAUGGAAUACCACGAUUUGUGUGAAUAACGCUCUGUGUUGCACAAAAGAUUACACUUGUUUUCUCUCUUGGGGUAUUUAUACUGUGCCAAAUGUUAGUAGGUAAUUCCAUAUAUUUUUAUGCCCUGUGGUUGCUCGAAAUAUAUAUUUUUUCAGACUUGCAUCCUGUAGGUAUUUGAGAUAAAUACCAUAAAUGGUGGAGAAAUUGCAUUGUGAAUAUGUCUUGGGUUGUUACAUAUUCAUGUGUAAGAUUUAUUCUUUUUAAAUGUUUGUAUAUAAGCGAAUUUGUUAGGAUAUGUUUAACAGUUGUGUUCAUAAAUGUUCUGAAACACUUGCUUCAGGGAGAGUAAGUGUGCUGCAUACCAAUAAACAACCGUCAAAUAAUGUGUGACAAUUAA